AUGCCCUCCCACCGCAAGAGUCAGCCUGCCGACGGCCAGCCUCUGCCAUCAAAAGACAUGCCCCCAUUCCCUGAAAACUUCGGCCCAAUCUUCUUCCAGAACCAAUUCCGCACCAAGAUCGAGCUGCCAACGAAGUCCAAGUAUCCCAACGUCAAAGGCCAAUGUGCCAUCAUCAGCGGCUCCAAUACAGGACUUGGCUUCGAAGCAGCACACCAACUCCUAACCCUUGGCCUGUCCCAUUUGAUCAUGGCCGUCAGGUCCACGACCCGCGGCGAAGCUGCUGCCAACAAACUCCGUGCGGCAUCUCCCUCUGCAAAGAUCGACGUAUGGCACCUGGACAUGGAAUCCUACGACUCGAUCCAGACCUUCGCGCGCAAGUGCGCCGACCUGCCCACACGCAUCGACAUGGUCAUCUUGAACGCGGGGGUCGCGCGGCUCAAAUUCGCAACCAGCCGUGCCACAGGGCACGAACUGACCAUCCAGGUCAACCACAUCAGCACACUGCUGCUGACCAUUCUGUUACUCCCGAUCCUGUCUUCGUCCAAGCACAAGUUGGCGGUGGCCGGCGGCAAUGGCCACAAUCAGCAUCAGCGUCCUCCAGUCCUCACACUUGUCAACUCCGUCACAGCGCAUCUAGCCAAAUUUCCGAACAAGGCCCAACGUCCGCUCCUGCCCAGCUUUAACGACCCAGCUACAUACGAUGCCACGGAACGAUACGGCGUGUCCAAGUUACUCAACCAACUGGCCACCGUCAAACUCACAGAGCUCAUCAGCCCCGACGACGUAAUCAUCAACAUGGUUGAUCCGGGCCUGACAAAAGGAACCGGGCUAGCGCGAGAUGCCAAAGGUGCCUAUGGCGUCGCGAUGAAAGUGGUCCUGUCCAUCGCAGGGAGGCCCGUCAAUAGGGGCGCUGCCACAUACGUCGACGCCGUGUUGGCGCACGGGAAGGAGUCGCAUGGUUGUUUCCUCAUGAACUGCAAGAUCGCACCACUCGCUCGCUGGUACUAUACCGACGGAAACACGUUGAUGGACGUCAUCUGGACUGAAACGAUGCAUGAACUCAACUUCGCUGGCGUCGAAGGGAUCAUCGCCUCGAUGCGAGCUUCGGACAACAAUGCGUGA
Exophiala xenobiotica is the source of this 1122-nucleotide messenger RNA. RefSeq lists its product as uncharacterized. The record is from RefSeq and is a predicted model, not a curated record. The transcript is spliced from 2 exons. Bases 1 to 1122 code for a protein of 373 amino acids. NCBI's taxonomy places the organism in Eukaryota, Fungi, Ascomycota, Eurotiomycetes, Chaetothyriales, Herpotrichiellaceae.